This is a messenger RNA of Belonocnema kinseyi, 862 nucleotides long. It is a transcript of the gene mRpL50, whose product is annotated as 39S ribosomal protein L50, mitochondrial. Lineage: Eukaryota; Metazoa; Arthropoda; Insecta; Hymenoptera; Cynipidae. The coding region runs from base 44 to 760 and encodes 238 amino acids. The record is from RefSeq and is a predicted model, not a curated record. Gene Ontology annotation, cellular component: mitochondrial large ribosomal subunit; mitochondrion. The transcript has 6 exons.
AUUUCCACACUUUACAUCCUCGCCCUGACUAGAUCUAUAAAAAAUGGCGGCGCUUACGAGGCAUGCUUUCUUUUACAAUUUUGUCUUGCGACCGACAAACCUUGGCUUCGACAACAAUUUCACGGCGAGUGUACAUCAAAUUUUCUUGCGCGGAAAGAAAAAAAAGGCCAUUGCUUCAUUUAAGAAAGAAACGCUGGAAUCUACACAAGUCUCUCUAGCCGCUAAAGGCUUCAGAUUGGCUGGUACUAAAUCGACAACGUUCGACCGUAGAGCGAACGAUUCAACUGGUUAUAGGCUGUUAUCAUGGAAUCGUCUAUUCAGCGUAUUAUCAGAGAUUAGAUUUUUGCGAGGUUAUAAACCAUAUGAGCCGAUGAAGGAUGUGUCUGAACGACUUGACUAUCUAUGUCAGGAAAGUAGAAUUUCAACAACCAACGAGACGCGUCUUGAAAAUCCAAUCAUACGCUGUAAUUUACUUAUCCGUUGUCAAGAAGAGCUUAAGCAGUCUAUAUCGAAUUCUAUGCUAUGCACCAUAAAGACAAUAGGAAACUUGAGGCAAUUUUAUCACACUCCAGUAAAUUCAACGAUGCCACUUGAUUCAAUGCGCUUAAUGGACUUACCAAAAAAUUUGCAUAUACAAUAUGAGUACCACCGUUUUCAGCCAGGAACUGACACCAUGUUCAAUGGAAAAACUGCAUUCCCAAAGAGUUCUACUAUAGUGACUGGAUUAAAAUACAAGAAGAAAUACCGAGGCCAUUCUUAAGAAGCAGCAUUGCGUCAAGAAGAUUAUAGUGUAUAAAAUGUUUCUUCCAAGAUCGAAUUUGUGAGCGCUACUAGUCCAAAUAAAGUUGCAUAAUGCAUAUUA